AUCAAAAUCCCUCAUUUCAAUUGAAACUUCAACCCUAACUCUCACUUCCUCUCUUCUUCUCUCCCACCGACGGACGACUGACGACUGGUCAUCAGAGAGUUGUCAUUGGUUUCUCGUGAAGACGGUGCUGCCGGAGUUGUCUUCGUCUCUACGAUCCACGACGACGACGGCGGCCAGUGGAAACACUUGUGAGAACUGGACGAUUGGACGACGACGACGACGGAAGACUGGAGACUGGACGACGACGACGACGACUGAACUACUGGGGUACUGGACUCGAGCUCGACUUCACCUAACUACGGCGGGCGACGGACGACUGAACGACUGGACUCGAGCAGCUCGACUUCACCUCACUACGGCCGACCACGGACGACGGACCAAGGACUUUGAGAAGUCUCUGAUUGAGUUUACUUGCAAUUUCUUACGGAGAUUUGUUAAUCUAGAUCGAUGGAGUUCCAUUUUUUUAUAUGUUUUUGGGAAUUUUCUUGGUCUGGAGUCUGCGGACGAUCCUUAUACUGGGUGUGAGGUAAUCUCAUCCUUGGAUAGCUAGGGUUUCGUUGAGAAGGGGAGUUCUAUCUGUACCCAUCUUUAUAUUUUAAAAGGAUAUUGUAGGGCCAACAACCACUACAACUCAUGUCUCUAACAACUCUGUGGCAAGCUCUGACACUGAGUGUAAUUCCGCUGCUUCCCGGCCCAUUCAAAGAACCUAUAGGUCUGAAAUGAAUACCAGCAUUUUCAACUCUCUUGAGGACAUCCUCCACUAAAUCUGAAUAGUCAUCUACACCCUUGCAUAGCCAUGGCAGAUGCAGAGCCAGUUAUGGGUGUUGAAUCAACUUCUUCUAUGGUAGAACAGCUUGGGAAGGCAUUUGUUGAAUUUGAAUCUUACAAGAAUUCCUCUGAGGAGACAGUUCUGUGGAAGGAAGUUGAAGAUUAUUUCCACAAUCUUCAGGAACUAUUAAAGAAGAGAACUGAUGAGUUAGAAGAAAAGGAGAGGGAAUUUGAGGACAAGCAAUCUCAAACUCGCACGUUGGUUGCUGAGAGAGAAGUAGUUGUUGCUGCUAAAGAAAAAGCUCUAUUGGAUCGAGUGCAGGAGAUAAAAGAUUCUGCUGUUGCUGCCAUUACGGAGGCUCGAGAGAAAUACGAACCCCCAUCCCCAGAGCCGGAAGAUGUUGGAGAUGGCACAGAAAACAAGGUAAGCAGCUCAUUUGAUGGUGAUACCAAUGCAUCCCUCCCUACUUUGGAGGUGAAAUCCCCUCAUAAAUCUGGGGAAAAUGCUGAUGCUGUGGCUGUUGAAGUGAAGCCCUGUCCUGAGCUGACGCAAUUUUGCGAACAGAUGGAUUCAAAAGGGCUUCUUAAUUUUGUUAUGGAGAACCGAAAAAAUUUUGCUGCUGUUCGUGAGGAAAUUUCUGUUGCAUUGAGAAGUGCAACUGAACCGGCCCGUUUGGUGCUGGAUCCUUUGGAGGGGUUUUACCCUCCUGAUCAAACUACCCAUCAAAGUAACAAGAAGGAUGCAGCCCUCCAGGGCAUGCGCAGAUCAUGUGUUAUGUUGAUGGAAGCUGUUGCCCCCUUGUUGGCGGGGGCAGAACCUGGUGCUGAUCACCCUCUGAGCCCUGAAAUCAAGCAGCAAGCCAAGGCAUUUGCUGAUGACUGGAAGCCUAAGUUGGCUGGUGCGGACAUUGAUGCAGCCAAUGGAAAUUCAUUGGAAGCAGAGGCAUUUCUGUGGCUCCUCGCAACUUAUAAGAUUGCUUCGGAGUUUGAUGAAGAAGAACUUAGCAAGCUUGUUCCUGCUGUUGCUCGUCGCAGGCAGGCACCUGAGCUCUGCCGUUCUCUUGGGCUAACACACAAAAUGCCAGGUGUUGUUGAAUCGCUGGUCAGCAGUGGAAGGCAAAUUGAUGCUGUCCACUUUAUUCAAGCUUUCCAGCUUACUGAGAGCUUCCCUCCAGUGCCCCUGUUAAGGACAUACUUGAAGGACUUGAGGAGAAACUCACAAGUAAAGGGUGGUUCAGGAGGUGCUGUUGGUCCUCAGAAUGAUGUAAAUGCACAGGAGCUUGCCGGAUUAAGGGCUGUCGUCAGAUGUGUUGAGGACUACAAGCUUGAAGCAGAAUAUCCACUGGAUCCACUGCAGAAACGAGUGGCUCAACUGGAGAAAUCAAAAGCUGAUAAGAAAAGGAUGGGAGAAAUGGCAAAGCAUCAACCACCAAAGAGGGCUCGGGCAAAUGGAGGAUACUUGGGCCUCGUAUGCCUGUUGCUGCUGUGGAGAGGCAGCCUCCAGUUUUCAAUGAGAGGGGAGCUUACAUGGGAGCAACGGAAAGGUAUCCUCAUGCUGGUCCAACUGCUUAUGAUUAUCAAGUUCCUAGCCAGGGAGCAUACACCCAGCAGCAGCCAAAUGCACAAAGGCCAUUCUAUUAUCCCCAAGAUGAGAGGUCUACAGCUAGCACAUAUGAUGCUGCUCCAUCAAAUUAUGCUGCCUAUAUGGGUAGUGGGUUGCAGUCCUCACAUCAAGCAUAUAUGUAAUACAAAUUCUGAAAUACAUUAGGAAAACCUUUCUGCAUGGGGAUGCGCAGGGAAGUCUAAAG
Macadamia integrifolia is the source of this 2576-nucleotide messenger RNA. RefSeq names its product FRIGIDA-like protein 3. The record is from RefSeq and is a predicted model, not a curated record. The coding region runs from base 797 to 2536 and encodes 579 amino acids. Lineage: Eukaryota; Viridiplantae; Streptophyta; Magnoliopsida; Proteales; Proteaceae. The transcript has 6 exons.